Messenger RNA from Perca fluviatilis (European perch), 571 nucleotides. Its product is annotated as small lysine-rich protein 1. Bases 110 to 370 code for a protein of 86 amino acids. NCBI's taxonomy places the organism in Eukaryota, Metazoa, Chordata, Actinopteri, Perciformes, Percidae. The record is from RefSeq and is a predicted model, not a curated record. The transcript has 3 exons.
CACUGUCCCAGUUGAAGCCAGUCAGUUGCCAGUUACAACAGUGCCAAGUCCAAAACUGAUGGGUAAAUAAUCUCUCAUCCUAUUGGAAGUGACCCUGACAUCUUCCACCAUGCCCACCAAAUCCAGGAAAUCAAGGUCCCACAGUUCUAGGCCCGCCAAGAAGACUGGGAGUCCAAAAACACCCAAAAAGAGGUCCUCUAGUGCCAAAUCCACCAAGACAGAGGUGGACAUCCUCAGCCCAGCAGCCAUGGAGAAUGUCUACUACAUUUCUCACAAUGCAGUGGAUUGUCUGGAGUUCAGAGGCUUUGGGUGGCCAAAUUCAAAUAAAAAGAAGAAAAAGAAGGGAACAAAACGGAAGAAGAAAAAGUAAAUUAUAAUUUUUGCCAAACAAAUGUAAAUUUCCCCUCCCUUUGGUUAAAAUGUGUUUAAGUUUUAAAUACCUUGCUGAUGGCCCCAUCUGGUGGACACAUUUGUAGUAAUACAGCGAGUAUACCAAGUUUUGACUGUUGUGGAACCAGUGCAAUGCAGAUGUUUUGUUUUUCUUCCACAAAUUCAUACAGCAGUGCAAAAU